UUGACAUUUUGUUUGGGAAAGGAAGUAGUAUUUUAUUUUCAUGUUUUUCAUCUUAUGUUGGAAAAAAUACGUUCAUAUUAAAUUACAAAACAAAAAUAGAUAAUGGCUGAUGUGAUGGAGGCGGUGGAAAUGUACUGUUUCGGUUGUUUGGGCAAUAGCAGUGAUAUACAUGGAUUGCAUCAAUAUAACAUGAAAAAUGGGCCACUGCAAGCUAUAUUGCAGGUUGACAGCCUUAACUUGUGCUACCUAUGCAGAAGAUUGGCUCAAAGAGCGGACACAUUCAUCCAGAAUGUACAGAGCAACCAAAUACUAUUGGAGAAUUUUCAUAGUAUGAUGGGUGAAACACUUCAAGCAGUGAAGAGCCAAAUACAUCCACUGCUAAACCUCACACAUGUGUCUCUCUGUGCUAUAGAUUUUGUGCACAAUGGAGAAGAUGUCAAAUUUGAUAAGUAUGGUGAUCUGGGAGAAUUCAUACAGAAGGAUGAAGAUGAAGAUUUGUCAGGGGCAACAUCCCAAGAAGACAUAAAAAUAGAAAUGAAAGAGGAGGAUGGCGACGGGAUCGAUGACCAUUUGGUAGAUGAUGAUUACCAAGAGGCCUAUUUCAAAGAAGACACAUUCCCGCUAAAGGAAUUGCUUAAGGAGGAAGUGGAGGGGGAAGAAAUAGACUUAAUAAGCCUCAAGAACUCAUUGAAACGAGCUAAAGGCAAGAAAGGCGCAAAUAAAAUCAAAUUAAAUGGUCGAGAAACACCAUUAAUACAAAAAGUGUAUUUAACGACGAAACAAUGUCUGGAAGAGCGGCAGCGGCUGGCGCUGGACCCCAAAUACUUGGACUCUACAUAUAAGUGCACGGAUUGUCUGAAGGGGUUCAACUUCAAGCCGAGCUAUGAUAAGCACAUGGAAAAACACAGUGAGAGCAUGGGGCCGUACCGAUGCGAGGUCUGCAAGCAACGCAUGGACACUGAGGAAAAGCUCGCUAACCACAAAAAAUACCACGAGGUGAGAUACAAAUGCUCAGAAUGCGGUCUGAUGCGAAGCGGUCGUCUCACAAUACGGGACCACUACACCGCGUACCACUGUCACGGAUACUAUCAAUACAACUGUCCGCACUGUCCUAAAUCAUUCAAGCGUCAAGUGUCGAUGAGAAAGCAUAUAUGUUACUCACACAAAAACAAGGAGCGAGUUAUUUGUGCAUAUUGCAACAAAAGCUAUGCCAGUAAAGAAGUUCUGAAGGCUCACAUGAUGAGGAGGCAUCCUAAGAAAGUGUCCGCUGGCGAGAAGUGCAAGCGCUGCGUGUGCGCGGAGUGCGGGCUGGCGUUCGCGUCGCCGUCGCAGCUGCGCAGCCACGGCCGCAAGCACUCGCUCAGCAGGGACUACUACUGCGUCGAGUGCGAUAAGAGCUUUAAAUCCGACUCUACAUUAAAACAACAUUUGAAAACCGCGUCACCUCACAUAAACUACAUAGAUCUACCAUUGCCUUGCACGCACUGUAACAAAAGGUUCGCGAUCCGAAGAGACCUAGAGAGGCACACUAACAGGGUCCAUUUGAACCUGAGACCUUACAAAUGCGAUCGCUGUGACAAGUCGUACGUGACGUCUUGGUGCCUGACUGAACACAAGCGGAUCAUCCACGAGGGGUACAAGCGGCCGAUGAAGUUUUCGUGUCCCAUGUGCGAUAAAGUGUUCGAUCGAAAUCACAUAUUAAAAACUCAUCUACGAACCCACACCGGCGAGAGACCCUACCAAUGCAGCAAGUGUCCCGCACAGUUCAGCCAAGCUGGCAUCCUCAACACGCACAUGAAGCUAAUACACCUCAAACUGACCAGAGAUGGUAGACCCAAGACGCUUGUCAAGAAAUAGUGAAACAAAUGACAUACCUAUAUGAGUAAAAAUAGAUUGGCAUUGUAUAUAAAAUGGGUUAUAAUAGACCUAGGGUUGCCAACUCUUCUUUGGUAAAAUAUAGUAUUUUUCAAAAUUAGCUAUAGAAAAAUAUAUCACACAUAAAUUAUAGUAUUUUAUGGAAAAUCCAAAAAAUAGACAGACAUAUUUUGUUAACUAUUUAUUUCUAUAAAAAAUAUUAAGACUGAUACGUACACGCAAUGCCAUCGCUGGAAAAUUGAUGUAAAGGGUCGUUCAUGUUUUAAAAUGGAGGAUAGGUUUGUUGGGUUUAGGUGUUGAAAAUAUAGUUUUUUUGCGUACCACAUAUUCAACAGUGUACAGGGUCAUUUUGACAUUGCGUUACUGAAUGAAACCACAGACUUAUCCACUUGGAACUAAAACUUUACAAAAAGUUACUUGAGCCCUAGAUGUAAAAUAAAUAGUGUAAGAUUCGAAUAAAAUAAAUAUUCAUAAAAAGUAAUUUUAAUGUUACGCGCAGGACUACUACUCUAAUAGAAUUCUUUGCAGCGGUAACAUCAUACUUUCAGUCAAUACACUCACGCACACGCCAUAUUCGCAUUAAACUACAAAUUUAUCAAAAAAAAAAAAACAAAACUACAACCAGGUUUUUUGGUGUAAAUAUUCGUUAUUAACGGAAGAUUUUUGGUACAAUGUCAGCAAAGGUGAAGACGAGUAUGGGGUUUCAUUCAACAACGCAAUGUCAAAAUGACCUUAUAUAGUACGCAGACACAAAAUAUAGUACAAUACGAUUAUAGUAUAGUUGGCAACCCUAAAUAGACCCGUUACAUUCAAGCGGGUCAUAAUCGACCCUUUUACGUAAAUUGUCUGUUUUGUGUAAAAAAUGUUUGAUAUCUAAUAUCUACAAACAAAAGUGACGCGACGAAAAUCCAAUGACUUCUAAUCGCGUAAGGACUACCCAAAGAUUACUGAAUAAAUUCCAAUAUUGUAAUUAGGAAAUAAAUUAUAAUGAUUAA
Messenger RNA from Manduca sexta (tobacco hornworm), 2870 nucleotides. RefSeq names its product zinc finger protein 2 homolog. Bases 103 to 1857 code for a protein of 584 amino acids. Gene Ontology annotation, molecular function: RNA polymerase II transcription regulatory region sequence-specific DNA binding; DNA-binding transcription factor activity, RNA polymerase II-specific. Gene Ontology annotation, biological process: regulation of transcription by RNA polymerase II. The transcript has 14 exons. Gene Ontology annotation, cellular component: nucleus. NCBI's taxonomy places the organism in Eukaryota, Metazoa, Arthropoda, Insecta, Lepidoptera, Sphingidae. The record is from RefSeq and is a predicted model, not a curated record.